Cucurbita maxima (winter squash) is the source of this 1524-nucleotide messenger RNA. Its product is annotated as probable ubiquitin-conjugating enzyme E2 25. Bases 325 to 1233 code for a protein of 302 amino acids. Lineage: Eukaryota; Viridiplantae; Streptophyta; Magnoliopsida; Cucurbitales; Cucurbitaceae. The transcript has a single exon. Gene Ontology annotation, molecular function: ubiquitin conjugating enzyme activity. The record is from RefSeq and is a predicted model, not a curated record.
UUUUAAAACAACAUUUAAAGAUUAUAAGAACAAAUGGAAUAAGAUGUUUGAAAGGUGCACGUGACAGCUUCAAAAAUAAAAAGUAAUUUCAAAAGAAGAGUAAAAAAAAGGCAUACCAUAUUUCUGCUAUUUUUUAUAUUCCCCCUUUUUAUUAAUAAAAAUCCCAAUCACCCCGUGAUUCCUUUACCCCAUAAAUAGCCAUUGGAUGUAACACAAAGCUGACUCCGUUUCCACACACCGCCAAAUCCAUUUGUUUCCGCGUCGCCCUCUUAAAACGACCCAUCCCCUCCGUCGUUUCGAACCAUUCUCUUCACCUGACAAAAAAUGGCUUCCGCUCUCUGCUAUUCCCACCACGCCGAAGACAAACAACCGCCCACUCCCCACGAACCUGAGAGAUCGCCGCCGUUCAAACGAUUUGAUAUUGUCACGGAUUUCUCCGAUCACCAUUACGCUCACUCGAACUUGUUCCCCAACUGCAUUGGAUCGGAUGUCUCGAAGAAGAUCAUGCGAGAGUGGAAGAUUCUGGAGAGGAAUCUUCCGGAAUCGAUUUUCGUUCGCGCUUACGAAGAGAGAAUAGAUCUUCUACGAGCCGUGAUUGUCGGUCCGGCUGGAACUCCGUAUCACGACGGAUUGUUCUUCUUCGACCUGGCGUUCAGUUCCGAUUAUCCGAUCAGUCCUCCGAUUGUGUACUACCACUCCUACGGACUGCGAUUGAACCCUAACCUGUACGAAGACGGCUAUGUGUGUUUGAGUUUGAUCAAUACCUGGGACGGAAAAAAGGAAGAGCGCUGGAAUCCGGCGAUUUCAACAGUGCUUCAGAUUCUGAUAUCGAUUCAAGCGCUGGUGCUGAACGAGAGGCCAUACUUCAACGAACCGGAACUGGACGAGGCAGCGGAGGCGGAGAUUUACUCGGACGCGUACAACAAGGAAGCGUACCUAUUCUGCUGCAAGAUGACGAUGCGAUUGAUACAGAAUCCGCCGAAGAAUUUCGAGGAAUUUGUAAGAGAUUACUUCAGGCAGCGAGGGAAGGGGAUUCUGGCAGCUUGCAAGGCGUAUUCGGAGGGCCGCGUUAGGGUCGGGAGGUUCAGUGGAAGUGAAACUGAAAAUUGUAGCUGGAGCAGUAGCAGUAGUAACGGUGGUAACGGUACGCAUGUUUCUGCCAUUUUCAAGGCAUUAAUGGAGAAGACGCAUCGGGAUCUGCAAGCAGCUUUUGACGUGUCUAGCCAGGAAUGAAUGGGUUUUGUUCAUUUUAUUUUUUUAAAACGAAAUUAAAUCUCGAUAAUAUUUUGAAUGAAUGAUUGAUUUUGGGCAAAAAAAAAAAAAAAAAAAAAAAAAAAAAAAAAAAAAGAACGAUUUUUGGGAUUUGUGACAUGACAUAAACAAAUGUAAUCUGUUCAAGGAAGUGGGAGUGUAGGCAAGAAGGGGAGAAUGGUGGACACAAGUUAGUUCUAAUAUCUUGGCUACACAAAAAGUUGUUUUAGAGGUAUCAAUGACCAAACACAAUGGUACUACAGCCCCUUGUUU